CCGCCCGCCCGCUUGUGGCGGCCGGCGGCGGCAUGAAGCUGAGCAAGGCGCAGUACGAUGAGAUAGCGCAGUUCCUGGCGCAGGUGCAGCCCACCAGACAGAGCCUGCGGCAGCUCAAGGACAAGUUCCCCAGUCAAUCGCAGUCCACUCUGCUGAGCAUCUUCUCCCAGGAGUACCAGAAACAAGUGAAAAGAACCCAUGCCAAGCAUCACACGGCUGAGGCUGUUGAAACUUACUACCAGAGGUACCUGAAUGGAGUGAUGAAAAACGCAGCGGCCCCCGUGUUGCUGGAGCUGGCCAAUGAGGUGGACUUUGCCCCAUCAUUGAUGGCUCGCAUUGUGUUAGAAAGAUUUCUACAAGAGCAAGAACACGCCGUGCCCUCCAAGACUCUUAUAAAUAGUAUGUUACGGGAUCCUUCUCAGAUUCCAGAUGGAGUUCUAGCAAACCAAGUCUAUCAGUGUACUGUGAAUGACUGCUGUUAUGGACCACUGGUGGACUGCAUCAAACACGCAAUUGGGCAUGAGCAUGAAGUCCUGCUGCGGGAAAUGCUUUUGGAAAAGAAUCUGUCUUUUAUAGCUGAAGAUCAGCUUCGUGCAAAGGGUUAUGACAAAACACCAGACUUUAUUUUAGAAGUACCAGUAGCUGUUGAAGGACACAUAAUUCAUUGGAUUGAAAGCAAAGCCUCCUUUGGUGAUGAAAGUAGCCACCAAGCCUACCUCCAGGACCAGUUUUGGAGCUACUGGAAUAGAUUUGGCCCGGGACUAGUCAUCUACUGGUACGGGUUUAUUGAGGAGCUGGACUGCCACCGGGAGCGCGGCAUCCUGCUCAAGGACUGCUUCCCGACGGACAUUGUGACUCUGCGACACAGCAUGGCUCAGCACUGAGCAGGGAGGAAGAGGCAUUAUAACAUGCAAAUUUCUAGCAUGCCAAAGUCCAGAAGAACAACGUGCAGGAGCUUUGUGCCUGACUUCAUUCUGAAGAAGAUAAUCAUCUGCGUGUUCAAGAAGGGCAGUAGGAAAGAUAAAACAGUGCUUCAUGCUGGAUUGCUUCUGUGGGAUGGAUAAAGCCUCCACAUAGGCAUUAGUCUUCUGAGCACUCAUAUAUUCAUAUGAGAGUAUUUUAUUUCCCUUGUUUGGACCACCAAGAUUGGAGGUGCACGGAGGGGAGGGUCGGCCGUGCUUGAAAUCUGCAGAGGUUCCAUCUCAGAUUCUCUUUCCGCAUUCCUCGCCGCUCCUACGGGAAGGAUUUGGCUCCUUCUCAGCCGUUCUGCUCUCUCCGCUAGAAGCGAGUCAGUGAAAACAGCUCAUUGGCCCCAAGACUCUUUAAGGUUCUUUUCUUUGCAAAUUGUCGUUCGAGGAAGAACAAAAUAUUCUGGAAAGUCCGCGCGGGUGCUGUGUGUGUGCUCACUGUCUCUAGUUUGUCACAGGAGCUGGACACGGGAGAAACCCUGCCGGGGAAUUAAAGGGGCGAUACCCGGCUCCUUGCAGCACGAGGGCCUCUCCCAUGAGGAAGUGGUCUUUAAAACACGAAGAUCUGCAUUCAUGUGUGUUUUUGUUUGUUUGUUUGCUUUUCAGGAAACUUAGAUCAGGCAGUGUGUCUGUAUGAUUUUAAAAUCACUUACAGACUAUGCACAGUCCUACCUAAAGUUAAAAGAAAGGAUAUUAAUCCCAUUCUGGUUUUUUGUUUGUUUGUUUUUGUGUUCAUCUCUAGUUUUCAGAUAUAGACAGGGGGUUAUCAUUUUGACUAACCUUUUAUUUGUAGAAAAAAAUGUCUUUUUUCUUCAUAGUGCUCUACCCUUGGCUGCAAAGAUAAGCCAGUGUAGCUCUGCUAUGGCAAGGUACUGGUGUGUAGAGAUUAUUUUCCUAGUUGUGAAUAUGUUAUAGUGGAAAUAUUUUUUUUUCUUAAUUCAGAUACCUGUAAUUCAUUUAUGUUCAGCUCUUUAAGCUAUUGUGCUUAGCUUAUUUUACCUUUAUGGAUGUGCAUGUAACGAUAUGCAGAAGCAAUCUGCAGUGUACCUGCCUGGUGCUACACAGAAGCUGYGUUUAGGGUGUUGCUGCCCCUGGGACAUAUUACUCUGAUUUAGGCUAGUGGCAUGUGUAAAACCAAAAAGAGAAUAAAAAAGGCAUAAUAACUGAACAUUAUUACGGUAGAAAACUCAGAAGUAAUGGUUGUCUAAGGGAAAUAGGUUUUAAGAGCAAAACUGAAUUUGUUUUAGCUAGUGCAUAUGCUUUCUCUUGUAUGAAAACAUUUAAAUCAGCUUUUACAUGAUGCACUAAUGCUGCUUUUUCUUUUGGAAUAAAUUAAAUUUAUCUGCACAGAUGUUGAAAAUUCUGCUCAACCUCCAUCAAAGCUUUGCUUUAUUUGUUUUUACAUUAAACAAAUUUAUGUUGGGGACACAUCAGAUAAAUCAGGUUAUACUUGUGUUUGCUUAUGCCUCUACCUGAUGCUGUGACCUAACAGGUUGGAAAGCAAUACUGGGAUCUUUAAUCAAAGCUUUGACCUCACCUUUACAUAUGGCACCUUUUAAGAAUCUUUAUCUUAGAAUGAGGAUAAAAUAAGCCAUAAGGAUGUACAUAUUGUACUAAUUAUAGUUAUGUGAGAUCUGCUAGCCAUCACAAGAAUUGCUAUACUAUGUCACUACUUUAGAUGCUGAAAAGAUAACAUUAAAAAAAUAAAGAUACAUUGUUAUUCC
Nothoprocta perdicaria is the source of this 2692-nucleotide messenger RNA. It is a transcript of the gene CDIN1, whose product is annotated as chromosome unknown C15orf41 homolog. Bases 33 to 884 code for a protein of 283 amino acids. NCBI's taxonomy places the organism in Eukaryota, Metazoa, Chordata, Aves, Tinamiformes, Tinamidae. Gene Ontology annotation, biological process: erythrocyte differentiation. The transcript is spliced from 12 exons. Gene Ontology annotation, cellular component: cytoplasm; nucleus. The record is from RefSeq and is a predicted model, not a curated record.